Molecule: messenger RNA, 1134 nt
Organism: Penicillium brevicompactum
Lineage: Eukaryota; Fungi; Ascomycota; Eurotiomycetes; Eurotiales; Aspergillaceae
Product: CaiB/BaiF CoA transferase family protein
Exons: 2
Coding region: 1-1134 (377 amino acids)
Molecular function (GO): catalytic activity
Source: RefSeq, a predicted model, not a curated record
AUGGCUCCAUUGAAGGGUAUCAAGGUAAUUGAACUUGCCGGUUUAGCUCCAGGCCCAUUCGCUGGCCUCUUGCUAGCUGACUACGGUGCCUCGGUCCUACGCGUAGACCGACCCUCCGCAGUGAGUGCCGACCAAUUGACACGAAAUAAAACCUCAAUUACUCUGGACCUCCGCGAUGCCAGCUCUCGCAACGUGCUCCUCCGUCUUCUCACCGCCACAGACGUCCUGAUCGACCCGUUCCGACCAGGUGUCCUCGAGCGCCUCGGUCUUUCCCCAACUGAAGUUUUACAAAAGGUCAACCCGCGCCUCAUCGUCGCCCGCAUGACAGGUUUCCGCCGCGAUGGGAAAUACAAGGACAUGGCCGGCCACGAUAUCAACUACAUCGCCGUCUCGGGAGUUCUGUCCAUGCUGGGCCGUGCGGGGGAAAAGCCGUACGCGCCAGGCAACAUAAUAGGGGACUUCGCAGGUGGCGGUGCAGUCUGCUUCCAAGGCAUUCUUCUCGCGCUAAUUUCACGUUCCCAUACCGGUCGCGGUCAGGUCGUUGAAGCUAACAUGGUUGACGGCUCUGCAUACCUGGCUACAUUCCCUCGGCUGGCGCAAAAGACCCCCGCGUGGGCUGGUCCGCGCGGUGAAAAUUUACUCGAUAGUGGCUGUCCUUACUAUGAUACCUACGAGACCAAGGAUUCUGGAAAGUAUUUUGCGGUCGGGGCAUUGGAGCCCCAAUUCUACGCGGCGUUGCUGCGUGGACUCGCACUUGAUCCGAAAAGUCUUCCUAAGCGCGAAGAUCGUGCAAAUUGGUCCAAGCUGCGGGACAUCUUCACGCGUCGCUUUAAGGAAAAGACGCGGACGGAGUGGGAGGUUGUAUUUGAUGGCACCGAUGCCUGUGCAACCCCCGUUCUUGAGCAGGCGGAGCUUGAAGAUGCCGGAUAUGAGCAGCGUCCUAUCGUCCAUUUGGCAAGCACACCUGCGUCUCCUAUUCAGGCGGAUCAGGGUGGGUGGACUGGUGGAGGGCUUGCGCCCGGUGAUGGGGGCCAAGAAACACUCAGAGAGUGGAUGGGGUGGGAGCAGGACAAGGAUUUCGUUAUACGCAAGGAUGGGGCCCUGUUAUCAUCUGGUGGUAAGGUGAAGAUAUAA